Messenger RNA from Oncorhynchus keta (chum salmon), 6538 nucleotides. Its product is annotated as protein Wnt-3a. The record is from RefSeq and is a predicted model, not a curated record. Gene Ontology annotation, cellular component: extracellular region. The transcript is spliced from 4 exons. Gene Ontology annotation, molecular function: cytokine activity; frizzled binding. Bases 228 to 1307 code for a protein of 359 amino acids. NCBI's taxonomy places the organism in Eukaryota, Metazoa, Chordata, Actinopteri, Salmoniformes, Salmonidae. Gene Ontology annotation, biological process: canonical Wnt signaling pathway; cell fate commitment; multicellular organism development.
UUCCCCUUUGGCAGUACCUGCUGAUUGGGUCCUAAAAGCAAGCUGGUUUUAACUUUUAAUAUUUGGCUCCUGUGUUCUGCCAUGACUAGUCGCAAAAUACAGUUUCUCUAACCUAGCACUAGUUUUAGGACAAGGUGAGACAUUUUGGUAAGCAGCGCAGAUUGUUUCGUUUUUUCUCUCAUUGAAAAACGAGUGUGCGCGUAUGUGCGCGCGUGUAUCUGGUGAAGAUGUUUAGCGAAACUUUUUUAAGGAUGAUAUACCUUGGAUGUUUCCUGUUUCUUUGUGGGCUUACGCAUGCCAUACCAAGUUACCCUAUCUGGUGGUCCCUAGCGGUGGGCCACCAGUACUCGUCCCUGGGCUCCCAGCCCAUCCUGUGCGGCUCCAUUCCUGGCCUGGUGCCCAAGCAGCUGCGAUUCUGCCGGAACUAUGUGGAGAUCAUGCCCAGUGUGGCAGAAGGGGUGAAGAUCGGCAUCCAGGAGUGCCAGCAUCAAUUCAGGGGCCGUCGUUGGAACUGUACCACCAUCAACGACAAGGCCAUCUUCGGACCAGUGCUGGACAAAGCCACGCGUGAGUCAGCAUUCGUUCAUGCCAUCGCAUCAGCCGGUGUGGCGUUCGCGGUGACACGGUCCUGUGCGGAGGGUUCGGCCACCAUCUGUGGUUGCGACACUCGCCACAAGGGUCCGCCCGGCGAGGGCUGGAAGUGGGGCGGCUGCAGCGAGGACGUGGAGUUCGGCAGUAUGGUGUCCCGGGAGUUUGCAGACGCUCGUGAGAACCGGCCCGAUGCGCGCUCCGCCAUGAACCGCCACAACAACGAGGCGGGUCGAACAUCUCUGAAUGACAACAUGUUUCUGAAGUGUAAGUGCCACGGCCUGUCCGGCAGCUGUGAGGUGAAGACAUGCUGGUGGUCCCAGCCUGACUUCAGAGUGAUUGGAGACUACAUGAAGGACAAGUAUGACAGUGCUUCAGAGAUGGUGGUGGAGAAGCACAAGGAGUCCCGUGGCUGGGUGGAGACGUUGAGAAGCAAGUACAACUUCUUCAAACCACCCACGGAGCGAGACCUGGUCUACUACGAGAGCUCGCCCAACUUCUGCGAACCCAACCCAGAAACAGGCUCGUUCGGGACACGCGAUCGCACCUGUAACUUGACGUCGCACGGCAUCGAUGGCUGCGACCUGCUGUGUUGCGGCCGGGGACACAACACCCAGGCGGAGAAACGGAAGGAGAAGUGCCACUGUAUCUUCCACUGGUGCUGCUACGUCAGCUGCCAAGAGUGUGUUCGAGUCUACGAUGUCCACACCUGCAAAUAGAUAGGGCCUCUGGCACCACUCUUUCUGCACCUCACCCCAAUUUUUUUUUUAAGACUUCAACAUAUAAAACAAGAAGCUACUGUACGAGUCGGGCUCAGAGAACUUGAGAGGCUUUGAUUUGACUUUGAUCAAGCGUUAACCGACUCAGCUAUAGUACAGUCAGCUAAUAGGCAAAAAAAUAUAUAGCCGCCUGUCAUGCGUGGUGGAUUCAGCCCCUGUCUUAGAAUGCUGAGGUAGUUCUAGAACACAGAGGUGCGCCCUUGGAGGCUCCAUUCAGACAAACAACAUGAUGAUGCUGAUGAACACCAUGUCAUCGAUAGAGGCGAAAGAGGAGACCAUUACAGACUGGUCUGAUUGUAAGCCAAGGAGGGACUUCAAGUGAUUUCCAGAAAGGUGUUUCAAGGUAUUGGUUUCCUGACACAAGAAAAGAGAACUAGGUUUUAUACGGGCUAUAUAAACUGUGCUAUAUAAACUGUGCUGUUAACAAGCACCAUAUUGGUGAAUUAUCUGUGUACUCUGUGUUGUCACCUUCAAGUAGAGCAGAACAGCACUACUGUCUAAACUUUUGGGACACCAUACAAUCUAUGAUGAACAUGUCAUAUUUUUCUAUUCCCACCUGAUAGGCCAGCAGCAAAGUAAAAAAUUGGCUAUAUUGUAAAAAUGUAUGAAAACAAAAUGUAUAUUUUUGAUCUUAAUUCAAGGUUACGGUUAGGCAUAAGGUUAGCAGCAUGGUUCAAGUUAGGGUUAGGUUUAAAAUCAGAUUUGAGGAAGAUAAAUUGGAGGGGUUUACGACUUUGCCGCUUGCCCAGAUAGUGACAACAAUUUUGUUGUGGUACUCUCUGCUCUCCACCCUCAUGGUGUUAUUUUUUACAUAAAAUGCGGAUGAGUUUAUAUAUCUACAAAAAACAGCAUUUCUGAGCUAUGUUCUCAACUUUGUGUUACCAUAACCAGGUUUCCAUCCAACAUUUUUACUUGCUUAUAAAGUUCAUGUCGGACAUAAAAAUGCAGUGAAAGUCCUGAUGGAAACAGCAAAUUUGCCGGUAAACUUUCCAAAUGUCGACAAAACAAAAUACUUUAGACAAUGUGCAAAAUUUUUGCGUUGGUAAAAUGAAUCAUGCAAAAAAAUGGCGGGGGAAAUGCUUUUAUCUUGGAGUCAAGGGAUGAUUUGUUGUUUGGUCUUCCCAAUACGACUUGGAAAAGAUGCCAUUUAUUAGGCUACAGAUUAAAUCAAUUAUGAUGAACUUUCCAGGGGGGUGAAAUUGCACUGUAUUGAGCUUGAUGGACCUUUCCAAUAAAUAUCCAGAUACUUAUUCUGGUGACAUGAUGAUCGAUGCUUGGCUACAGUUUGACAAAUAAAAAUAAUCUCGCUAUUUUGUCCAUGAUAAUCUCAUCAUGUAGGCUAUACCCACAUUGUAUCUCUAGCUGUUGGCUAGAGCACACGUCCCAAUACCAGAGUGGGCACAUUCGCUAUAUAAUGCAACAUUUUGGGAAUGUGAUGGAAACCCAUUUAACUUGUGUGGGAAUUCAACCGCGAAAGUAUGCUUUAUGUGCACUACGUCAUCACGUACAGACUUUUAUCUGCAACAAGUCAAUUAGAUGGAAACGCAUAUCUAGUGGGAAAAUGUGCAUAUUUCAUUUAUGCAGAUUUUAGAAUAUUCGCAUGAAAAUCUGUAGUCAAUUGGAUGGAAACCUAGCUAUUGAUACACUCAAAAGCACAUGUUCUACUCAACAUUUGUGGUAUUUAAGUGGUAACUAACUUUUCGACUGAGUGAAUGGGAUUUUUUCAUGUUAAAUAUAGAUCUAGUGUUAACCUGUUACUAAUGUUGGGGUUAGAAUGCAAUUGUACCUAAGUGAAUGUUGUUUUUACAUUUCAUGUAUUCUCAAAUCCUCUGGCUUUUUUUUAUCUGUGGUAUUAAUUGGGAUUAUUCUGAUCUCAAAAAGCACAUGAGCACAAGUCAACCAAACAACAGGUUUGAAAUUAAGAAUAUUAAGAAAGCAAUCGACGUUUAUCCCUAUACAAUGUACUCUAAAUGUCUCAUCGGAACUUUGCCGCAGGAGGUUUGGCCACAGUACGGUCGAUGAUAAACACAAACGUUUAGCCCAAAGACAAAUUACUUUCAGCUGGAGGAGCAGUUCGGUCUAAAGUGAGUUUGAAAGUUCAGCACUUGUGUCUAGUUGAAGAGUAUGAAGCUUAUUCUCCUCGUUUUUAUCAGUGUUAGUAACGUUAACCGAAACACGGUGUGUAUAUCACCACGUGGCCCGGUGCAGACAAACCCAUGCUAUUUAGUGUUUGAGAAUGAACGUUUGUGAAAGGGAAUUGCCCACUAGAAUAAUGAUUUCUUUUUUUUGUUAUGCCCAAUGAAUGCACAUAUGCUAUGUUAUCUGUAAGCUAUUACUUAUUGUAAUCUGAAAUGCUCCUCAGUGUAUCAUUUGUAUGUCAUGAACAGCAAUCUGAUGGCAAGUGGCAACCCAGCUGCAGUUGCUGUAAAACAUUGACCAAAAACUGUGUAUCUGAUUCAGAUUCUGAUUCCGGGCUUAUUCUUUCUCCUCCAACCUUAGAAAUAGCAGCAUCACUGAAACUAUCAAGACUUUUCCCUUUGUAUGCUGCUAAUUAUUAACAUGUAUGUAGGUGCAGUGCCUUCAGAAAGUAUUCAUACCUCUUGACUUAUUCCACAUUUUGUUGUGUUACAGCUUGAAUUAUGAAUAUAUAUUUUUUUCUCACCCAUCUACACACAAUACCCAAUAAUCACAAAGUGAAGAUAUACUGUUUUAAAUGUAGCGAAUUUAUUGAAAAUGAAAUACAGAAAUUUCUAAUUUCCAUAAGUAUUCACACCCCUGAGUCAAUACAUCACCUUUGGCAGCGAUUACAGCUGUGAGUCUUUCUGGGUAAGUGUCUAAGAGCUUUGCAUGCCUGGAUUGUACAAUAUUUGCCCAUUAUUUUUUUCAACAAUCUUCAAGCUCUGUCAAAUUGAAUGUUGAUCAUUACGAGAAACAAAUAUUUUCGUAAAUCGGCCACUGAGGAACAUUCACUGUCCUCUUGGUAAGCAUCUCCAAUGUAGAUUUGGCCUUGUGCUUUAGGUUAUUGUCCUACUGAAAGGUGAAUUCAUCUCCCAGUGUCUGUUGGAAAGCAGACUGAAUCAAAGGCGAGUUCAACAUGGCUUCCGUUUGCAGGGAACAUGUUGCCAGAGUAACAAUUUCAGUUGAACGAUUUUAAUGAACAUUCAAAAAUGUUAUGGUGAAAUAUAAAAAAAUAUAAGGAUUACUUUGUAAGGAUUACUGUGGCUUUUUAGCGACAAUAUUCAACCUGAAAACGACUUAGCUAUUCCUACUAAAUAUAUUAGAAAGUAUACAUGCCGGUAUUUUAGCGGUAUUUUAGACCUGAAACAGACACUUAUGUUCGCCACACACUAUCUUCUCAGGCUGUUAGCUAACGUUAACAAACGGAAUAUGUUAGCUGACAUUAGCCAACAUUUGCAAACUAUUUCCCUUGUUGAAUACACCACAGCUUUUCCUCUAGGAAAACCACUAUGCUUGAAAAUAUGCAGAGUGGUACUCAGUAAUGUGUUGUGUUGGAUUUGCCCCAAACAUAACACUUUGUAUUCAGUACAAAAAGUUAACUGCUUUGCCCCAUUUCUUGCAGUAUUAAUUUAGUGCCUUGUUGCAAACAGGAUGCAUGUUUCGGAAUAUUUUUAUUCUGUACAGGCUUCCUUCUUUUCACUCUGUCAAUUAGGUAAGCAUUGUGGAGUAACUACAAUGUUGUUGAUCAAUGCUCAGUUUUCCACUAUCACAGCCAUUAAACUCAGUCACUGUUUUAAAGUCACCAUUGGCCUCAUGGUGAAAUCCCAGAGUGGUUUCUUUCCUCUCCAGCAACUGAGUUAGGAAUGACGCCUGUAUCUUUGUAGUGACUGGAGGUAUUGAUACACCAUCCAAAGUGUACUUCACCAAGGGGUUGGAUACUCAUUGGCUCUAGACAUUUCAGCUCUUCAUUUUUUAUGAAUUGGUCCAAAAAAAAAAUAAUACUUUAUUCCACAUUGACUUUAUGUGGUAUUGUGUGUGACAAAUAAAAUCUCAAUUUAAAAGCAUUUUAAAUUCAGUCUGUAACACAACAAAAUGUGGAAAAAGUCAAGCGGUGAGAAUACUUUCAUAAGGAACUGUAUGUUUAUGUAUGUUAUUAUUCUUUCUGUGAAAGAAAGUGUUUAGACUUAGUUCGAACAACAAUGUGAAGUUUUCUACUAAUUCAUUUUGCAAAUAGACAGCAUAGACAUGUAUGUACAUUAACCAAAUAGACAUAUUUUGAUAAGUAUUGUUUGCUAUUCUUUGUUUUGUUUGGGGAAUCAUGCAUUUACUGGUCCAACUGUGGAUUCACAAUUAUGUAGAGCAUUUUGCUUAGAUGAACUACUCAUUGCUUGGACAAAUCUGACACCUGUUUCACAGGUCUACUGUACAUCAGUACACCUAUAUUAUGUGAGAUCAAAUGCAAAACAAUAUUCAUAUCUUUUGCAGAACAAAAAUUACACUACUGAACAUUGAAUCAAGAGUUAUGAAGACCAUAAGGAGCAAAGAACUUCAGCGAUAGUGUUGCUGGUUCCAGAUGCUCCUGAGAAAUAGUAAAGGUUGAUGUUUAAUGAAAUAGUCAACUAUAUAUUUUCUGUCUCAGGCAUGUGUAGCUCUCACCAUGUCCAUCUUCCAUAGACUUAGACAUUCCUCAUACAUUGACUGCUGUAAUCCUGUUGAAAUGAAAGGCCAGCCCCAGUCAUUACAUGACUUUUUGACUAUGAUAAACUACUGAGCAUCCAUUGUUGAUACCAGGUGUGCUUUUCUGCAUUUAUAUUUCAUUUAAUGUUUUGUCUCUGUCUGUCUGUCUGUCUGUCUGUCUGCUGUCCGUCCGCCCGUCCGUCCGUCCGUCUGUUUGUCUAAACAAUUAGCUUAUAAACGUUUUCUUAUGGUCUUUAAAUCCAAAGUUUUGUACAAAUUAGUUUUUGUGUUUUUAUGGAUUUCUAAAGUCUGAUGUUUUUAUGAUUAUUUAUUUUACCGUAAAUGUAUAUAUUAGUAAGUAAGAGUAUAUAUUUGCAGAUAAAAUCAUUUUUCGAGACAGUGUCGUUACUUGUAGCACUGUAGCAGUUUUACCUCAAUGUCUGUUUUAAAACUGAUUGUACACAGGAUACUGUUUGUCCUAUUGUCUGUACUAGAUUGAUAGAUGUUAACUUUAUAAUAACAUAAUAAAACAACAU